This is a messenger RNA of Leptonychotes weddellii (Weddell seal), 7769 nucleotides long. Lineage: Eukaryota; Metazoa; Chordata; Mammalia; Carnivora; Phocidae. The record is from RefSeq and is a predicted model, not a curated record.
AUGAUAGAAGGCCAACUCUUCCUUUCCCUUGCAUUUCCUGACCCUGAGGCCCCACUUGUUGCCCAGCUCAAAGACAGCUUUCUGAGUCCCUUCACUGAUGUCGUCACCACCAACCUAAAGCUUGGCAACCCAACAGACCGAAAUGUGUGUUUUAAAGUGAAGACCACAGCACCACGUAGAUACUGCGUGAGGCCCAACAGUGGGAUCAUCGAUGCAGGGGCCUCGAUUAAUGUAUCUGUGAUGUUACAGCCUUUCGAUUAUGACCCCAAUGAGAAAAGUAAACACAAGUUUAUGGUUCAGUCUAUGUUUGCUCCGACUGACACUUCUGAUAUGGAAGCAGUAUGGAAGGAGGCAAAACCGGAAGACCUUAUGGAUUCAAAACUUAGAUGUGUGUUUGAAUUGCCAGCAGAAAAUGAUAAACCACAUGAUGUAGAAAUAAAUAAAAUUAUACCCACAACUGCAUCAAAGACAGAAACACCAACGGUGUCUAAAGCUCUGAGUUCUUCUUUGGAUGACACUGAAGUUAAGAAGGUGAUGGAAGAGUGUAAGAGGCUGCAGGGAGAAGUGCAGAGGCUCCGGGAGGAGAACAAGCAAUUCAAGGAAGAAGAUGGGCUUCGGAUGAGGAAGACAGCACAGAGCAACAACCCUGUUCCUGUGGUAGCUGCGGCCGGGAAGGACGAGGGCCUCAGCGCCCGGCUGCUCGCGCUGGUGGUUUUGUUCUUCAUCGUUGGCGUGAUCGUAGGGAAGAUCGCCUUGUAGGGGCGGAAGGCAAAGGGCGGCACGCUGGAUUGAUGGGCCCGCCAUACCAUGGGGUUUGAAUUUAUCAUAACCAUGUGUAAAAAGAAGUUAAUGUGUGAUGACAUCUCACAGGUCUUGCCUUUAAAUUACCCCUUCCCUGCGCGUGCACACGCGUGCACACACACACACACACAAUUAUAACGUAACAAUCUUUUAGAAAGUGAAAAAUGUAUAGUAAAUGAUUGGGGGGAAAAGAAUGGUCUUUAUUAAUGACAAGGGAAACCGUGAUUAAAUCGUAAUGGCAUGUUGUGUCACUUUAGACAUUUGUAGCCUUGGUACAUGUGGCUGGGUUGAUUACCUCUCAGAACAAGACCCUCUUCCUGCCUGUUGGUGCUGGCCCUUGGGGAGCGGAGCCCAGUGUGGCGGGGAGGGCCAUCCCCUCCACGUAGCACCCCCCCUGCCUGCUCACCCCCGGCCUGCUGCUCCAUGGUCUGCCCUGGGCCUGGCCGUCAGUUCCUUGGGAACGAUGAACGAGGUCGGAAGCCAGCGGCGUUGUGCUGUGGCGGUGUCGGGUCUGCCCAUGGGGGGCGGAAGGCGGUGCUCAGCGACUGACCCAACACUUUGGAAAUGAAAGUCAAUGCUUUGUUCUCUUAAAGGGACCAAGCUAAAUUACUGUCCGUUCAUGUAGUGAGAUUGAAUUGUUACUCAGAGAUGUUUAAUGCAUAUUUAACUUAUUUAAUGUAUCUCAUCUCAUGUUUCCUUAUUGCCACAGAUUAUAAUUAAUGCUGUGGCCUAAUGCCAGGGGGUGAGGCUGGCACUGCUGCUGGAGAGCCGAGGGCUCCUGUCUCUCCAGAGGUUCUGGGCUCUACGUACACAUGGAGGUGUGGUUUGUUUGAAUGUUGGACAGUUGCUGCCAGGAGGUGUUUCUCUGUGUAAAUAAGUAACAACCGUCAGAGAGGGAAGUUCUUAGUAGCAACAGUCAACUCUGUUACCCUUUUGAAUGGCGAAGACUAGCUGAUCUUCCGUUUUGUUCCUUCAGUGCCCCUCUGCCACCACGCAUACUUCCAGCACACGUGCCCCUAGCCUGGUCCUGACCUUUCCUGCGUGGCCCUCGCUUGGACUGGGGCGGCAGACGGAGCCAGCGGGGUGGGGCCGGGGGGUGGGGAGGCUCUUCAGAUAAUCGUCAAGUAGCGAUUGAGAGUUUGACUGUAAAUUAAUUUUAUGCCAUAAAAGACCAAUCCAGUUCUGUUUGACUAUGUAGCAUCUUAAAAAGAAAAAAAAAUUAAAAUAAAGCCCCAGAAUUAAGAGUUCUUUUGUCAUUUUGUCACACUUGCUAUAGGGGGGAAAUUAUGAUCCUCAUUAUUAUUUUGUUAUUGGAAGGUUAGUUCUAAAAUGAGCCCUAUCAAUGAGAAAUACAUAUGUUUAAUGAUUUGAAUAUAUAUAUCUAUACAUAUAUGUCGUGUGUGUGUGUGUGUAUUUGUUGUUGGCUUCAACUGAGAGUAUAAAAAUAAAACUGCUGAAAAUCUUAAGCAGCUGGUCACCCUUGCUCUUCCAUUGCUUUGCCCCUCAGUAGAAAGAAAUCUCUCCUCUGGGUCAAGGAGCCGUGCAGAAAAGAGAGAUAAGCAUGCUGAGCAUGGCGCCAGGGAGUGGGUGGGUUUGAAAAGACAGAUUCAUCAAAAGGAAGACAGUUCUUAGAAGUCAUCCGUUUGAGUCACGUUCCUCCUGAGCUUGGCUGGGGCGGAAGGGCCUUGGUUCUGGCCCUGAGGAUCUGGUCAGGGACCUAGAGACUGGGAGCUGGGCAUCUGCGGUCUAAGUAAAUAGCUUCUGUCUUCAUGAGAAGUUACUGUAUCCCGAGUGCUUGCAGGGAACAUGGAGCAGACCCAGUUCACAGCCAUACACCUGGUGCUCAGAUGGUGUUGAGUGCACGCACGGGGAGGGCUGCCCGAGUAGAAGUGAGUCUCCAGUGUUAUCUUGUCCACGUGGAUCCAGGGACUUAUGGAAUGGGGUGAAAAGACUGUGCCUUCUGCCAUUAAUUUUCUGUAAGUGGGCUACAGUCUGUCCAAAUGUGGUAGCUGCAGCGAGCCAUUCUUGACAGCCUCCAGCCCCUCAUGGCCUCGAAAGGACCGGGCUCACUCAGAAGGGUCUCAGACUGUUCCUGGAGUGCGGCACAGUCCCAUUUCUGUGGAGUGGAGCUCUGCAGACUUUUUCUCAAGGGGUGUGGCUGUAUGUUCCCAUAAAACUUGAUUCACAGAAACAGCUGGCGGGAUUUGGCGUAUGAGGCUGGAGCUUGCCCGCGCUUGCACUGGGGUGGCUGAGUUCUUAAAAAGAGUGCCUCGGAUAUCUGUUCUGUUCUCAGACUUGGCAGUGACUUCCUGUUUUGUGUAUAUGCAGGAGAUGGCAUUCAGCUUCUCAGGAGAUGUGGGCCUUUUGUUUGUAGCUGAAAAUCGGAAUUUAAAAUCCAGAGUUGUCUUCUUUCUAACUAAUCAUCCUGUAAGCUCUCUUUCUCCUUUCGAGGUCAAGAUUCGUGAACGCAUGUUAGUUUAUGGGGCUUUUUGACUGAGCAGAAGAAGGGAGCUUCCCAGGGAGAGAGGGAAGGUGAUGGUGGGGAGAUUGGAUAUUAUGUAAAUCAUCCAGCAGUAAAGAGUGUGCUAGGAGAGGCAGAGUGUGUGUGCGCAAGCACUGCUAAGGGUCAGGGACCAUUUGAAGAGCCACAAACACUCAAGAUCUCAAACCGGAGAAGUACGCACCUUUUGAGUGUCUUUCUUGGAAUGACGGAUGAGGAAGCAUGAGGGUCAGGCAGAGAGGUAGAUGUGUGGUCCCUUCCUGUGGCCUGGCCUGUCCCAAGCAAGAGGAAAAGAGUCAAGUAAUCAGAAUAAACUGGCCUGGCCCGAGCAGGGCUGACUGGCAAGGGCGCAGGCCGGCCCGAGCCCUAAGCCCGCAGCGGCCAGGCCACCCUCCCUCCCGCCUGCUGCCCCGGGCACUGCUUUACAGCACCUCCCAGAGCAGUGCCUUUGUUUUAGAAAUCUGCCACCGAGCCCACCAAUACAUAAGAGAUGUAAGCAAUAAGAGUCCUGUAAAUUUUUAUUGAUUGAAUUUUUAAAUUGAUAAUUUAAGCUCCCUCCACACAAUACAAAAUACUUCUUAAAGACAGCAGGCUGUAUUGUUUGUAGGUAUGAGGACCCAGCUUUAGUUUUUUUUUCCUUCUCCUAGUUUGCAUGUUUUCCCACUCUAGUCUUCUAAAUUGCUGGCACCAGCAGUAAUAAAUACUGAUAAAAUCAAAAUUGAUUUUUACCAGUGGACAGUUUAUGCCUAGAGAGACGGCUUAUACCUACAUAACACAGAAGGGGGAAAAAUGAGGAACCUCCAGUGAUCCGUGAAAACCUAAACGCUUUCAAACAAAUCCCAGGAACAGAACUGCUAUCCAGAGAUAUCAGUGUGGACUUGCAGGCUGUGUUGGGUCAGAUAUAACUGAAUGCAGUGAUAGCUCAGAGCUAAAUAGCCUUUCAAAUUAAUUUGAAAACAAACUGUGUGUGUGUGUGUGUGUGUGUGUGUGUGUGUGUGUGUGUAGACCAUGUACCAUAUGUAAGUAGCUUAACAUUUUUCAAAUGGUGCCUAUAUUUUUUGCACACACAGAUCUUUAUUUUUGCAAACUCAGAAAUCCAUGCCAAAAUACAAUACCGUUUGUCAUUUUCAGUCUCUUCUCUAAACUGGACCAUUUACAAGUUUCUUGUUAUGGUUUGUGAAAUUCUUAGUUUGAAAGAAAAAAAUGAGAGAGAUGGGACUUGGGUGUCCUGGUCACCUUGAGCACUGGACUGCCAGCCUUCCUCAGGUGAAGAGGCCGCUGCGCCCCCUGCUGGCGAUGGCAGCUCACUGAGGGCGUCUCACGGGGCCCCGGGGUCCAGGGCAGCCUCCCCUGCGCGGGUCCAUGGAGUCCGUCUGGCUAGAGGAGGAGCAGAACUAGGUCCAACUCCGCAGUUCUCCAAAGUGACCACUCCGAGGAGUCCUCUCUCAGUUAAGCGUGGGCAUGUUUGCUGUUGCUGGGUGUGAAUGCUUUCAAAGAUCAGCAGAAAGGGACCUGUUCUUAGAAAGUCCCCCGAGGAGUCAGUCCUGCACACAGAUCUGCUAAGGCCUGUGAUUACCCAUGCUUGAAGGCAGCUCGGGGACCACACGUGCCGCACGUCGAGUGGGGCCCCUUGGGGUUUCCCUGACGUGGUUGGGUUUGUGGAAGUCUUGUUUUCUUUUUUAACCUUCCUCAGACAGAGCUGCUUUGACAGCAGCCUUUUAGGGAAAGUUGCUAUUGUUCCGGUGCUCCCUCUGCCUUGUGCAGAGCACUUCCAGAACGUUCGCUCAAACAGCUGUGACCCAGUGGGGGUGGGUGGGAUGGGGGGGGUGAGGGCUCUGUUUCGCACAUGAGGAAAUGAAGUCUCCAAGAGGUAACACUGAGCAACUUCUUAGAGCCUCUCAUUCGGAACGAAGUUGGUCUCUGAGAAGCCAGUGGUGAGGCUGGGAUGGCUAAGACAGGGUCUGGACCGCAUUUCCACUCAGCAGUGUGAAGGCUCUGGUGAGUGAACUCGCAGUCUCAGCCACUUGGACCGCUUGUUCCCCUUUUAUGUGUUUGCCUUCAUACCUCAUGCAGUUAUUCUAAAGAUGAAGUGGACAGAAUCCAGACGCUCAUUGAGAUGCUUUUUUAUUUUUCUUUUUGAAACCAAAUACACUUCAGACAGCGAAGAAACUGCGUUUUCCAUUUUCUGGUUACCUGAAGAUCUCUGCCUGAUGCUCGUGGGGAAUGAAUUUUGGGGGCUGUGGAAAGAAAAUGCCCAGUCUGUCUCAGCAAGGCAGUGCAGGGAUGCUUUCUGUGGGGCUUUACGUAACUUAUAAAUUAAAUGUGAAGCGAGGGCAGGUCAUUAAAAUUGGUAUCACUGAAGUGGCCUGUUUAAGAACAGCCAAGCUGCUAGGCUCAGACCUCUCCCCGAAUUAGCGCUGCACUUCUCGCGGAGAUCAUGGAAGGGAGCAAGUCCCAGCAGACCCUGGUAAGGGGCGGCAGCCCAGAGGCGGGCUUGGGAGGCUGUGAAAAUGGGCCUCCAGCGAGACUCCCAGCCCUCUCGCUCCUACGCUCGAGUCCCAUCUGCCACACACUUAGUCCACAGGGUCGACCCCAAAGAAUGUCAGUUGGGGUGCACGAGCCUCCCCACCCCACGCCCCGCCAACCCCCUGCGGGGGAAUCCAGACCUCCCUCCACGGGGUGUUAGCGACGUCAUCUAUGCCACUGAAAAAUAAGGUUUUGUUUUAUUUUCAUUACAGGGGUAUUUGGGGAAAUUUAGAAGACAUGAACACACGCGAACGGUUGUGUAUAAUAGUUACAAGUGAAACCCGUGGAGGUAGAUGAGAGAUUGUCUCGAGUAAUAUAAUUACUUCAGAUUUUUUUCCUAAUGGAAUUAAUUCAUUAGAAAAUGUCUGCAUCGACUCCAUAGAAGAGGAAGAAAAAGCUAGCAACAAAAGCAUAGCUAUUACCUAACUUGCCGUAGAUAUUUGCAAUCAUGAUACCUUGGAAUGUUGCCACAAUAUGGAUUGCUUUGAUUAAAAGAUGUCAGUUGAAUAAAACAGUACCAUGGGAUAAUAGUUUUCUGCCGCUAGAUAAAUGCUAAUGUUUAUUUUUAAACCAGGAAACAUUGAUCCUGUGACAAUGCCCUAUUAGAAUUACUUUAUUAUACCACAGGGCUGAUGUAUAUUUAAUCAUUCGGCUAAUGGACGUGGGUGCAGGACUGCUGUGCGCUCACUGCAUCCUGAUGGACGCUGGGAGAGUGGCCCCACUCCUGCCCAGCGCCGCGGCCGACCCCAGCGGAACAGGGUCCCAUUUACUUUUUGAUUCUCUUCAGUACAUGCCAACUAGGGUAGACAAAUCUGAUAGCUCAACACAGUUUCAUUAAGGCUUAGUGCUAACAAGAAUGCAUAGCUUUUUGUGACUUAAAACAAUGAUAGACUAGCAUGCAUGUUUCUCACGUCAACUCAAUGGUUUUUCAUGUGAUACGAAAAGGUCUGGUUCUUUGUAGGAACCUGACGCCUGCAUUCCCAUCUUUCUUUUGUACUUUAGAAGCCAACUACAUUCAGCUGUGACCCUCCGCUGCGGCAUUCAUUUAAAACGAGGUUUUUCCCUUGACUCUUCUAGUUGGAUUCAGAGGUCAGAAUUUAUUGUCUGUAAUCCUGAGACCAUGUGUACAAGAACUGCUUGCCUCCAGCGUUCACGCAUUUAGCAAACAUUUAUCAGUUUACCUUCUGUAAUAUGUUAGAUACUGCAGGAGAUGCUGAGGAAUUAAUCAACAGGAGUGAUUUGUUUUUGUGCGUUUCAUUCGUAAGCAGUCUCAGUAAAGUGAUUCAAGCUUAUAUGUAGAGAGCAGACUGCAAAGUACAUUUGGUUCUCAUUUCUGCUGCUAGCAUUUCCUUUUUUAAGAAUUUAUAAACUGCUGCCAUUUGGAACUUCCUAUAAGAAACUCAGAAUGAUCUAUUUAAAUGUUUCCUUAACGUCCUCUCUCCUUUGUGAGUAAAGAAGUCAUUUCAAUGGUGCGCUCUGUCCCCCUCUGCUUAAGCUUUCUCCCUGUCUUGGGGGGAAAAAAAAAUCUCUGCAGUUUGUGGUGUGUGUUUUUAUUCUGACUUCAAUGUACAUUAACAUUUUGGGGAUUGAGUCUUUUAAGAGAUGUCUUAGAAUGCUAUCGUUUUAAUAAUUUUUCUUUUCUGUAUUUUAAGUUGUAUUUCCUGUUUUGACAGAAUUCAUUUAAAAAGUUGGUGCAGGAAAGGACUCUUUACCAUCAUCCAUUCUGGUUAUCUGAUAUGUAAUAAAUUCAUGGUUUUAUGGCUGACUUUACAUUUCCCGGAUGUAUCUCUGCAGUGUCCAGAUCGAAAGAGCCAUUCAGAGCGUGUUCUCAACAUGUUCCGCCGUGUCGGCCUGAUGAAGCCCGCCCUGCCAAGGCAUAAACUUUUGUACUAGCUGUCUCCGUAUUCUGUUCAAUAAAUUCUGUGCUCUGAAUAUAUUUAAA